Molecule: messenger RNA, 2497 nt
Organism: Lytechinus pictus (painted urchin)
Lineage: Eukaryota; Metazoa; Echinodermata; Echinoidea; Temnopleuroida; Toxopneustidae
Product: proton myo-inositol cotransporter-like
Exons: 10
Coding region: 310-2172 (620 amino acids)
Biological process (GO): transmembrane transport; myo-inositol transport
Cellular component (GO): apical plasma membrane
Molecular function (GO): myo-inositol:proton symporter activity
Source: RefSeq, a predicted model, not a curated record
GUUGUCGCAAGAGAUACGUAUUUCUAGUUCAGUGGCCUUGACAAGCGCAGCGUAGAGCAACACGCUUGUCAAGGCCCUAUAUAUGUUUAUAUAGGGCCUUGACGCUUGUGUGUUGCUGCCCUCUACGUUCGUUGGUAAUAACUAAUAAUACGAGGGUCGAGGAUGAGCAACUCCCACUUCCUAGACCUAGUAGCUGUCAAACAUUUCAUGAAUGACUUAAUUUAUGGGUUUGUCUUUUUCCUGUAUAUAUUGAAAUUGUUUUAUCAGGAAACAUAGGUCACAUGCUAUAUCCUUAGGAAAUCAUGUUCAAUGUCAUGUGAUUUUGAAAUGUCGACUUUUCAUCGAGAGACGUCGAAGCUGUCAGACGAACACCAUCAUCGAAACAAUAACAUGUCGCAGCCCGAGAGUUCUGGCGAGAGAAGCAUUCAGCAUCCUGUUGACAGCGGGAGAACGGUCUCGCAGGCCCAGGGCCAGGGCAAGCCCCCUCCUAUUCGACCUCUGGUGAAAGUGUUGGCAUGCUUUGCAGCAAUUGGAGGCUUUCUCUUCGGUUAUGAUACAGGGGUUGUAUCAGGGGCUAUGAUUCUUUUGAAAAAGGAAUUUGGUUUAAAUACAAUAUGGCAAGAAUUGAUUGUGAGUGUGACAAUUGGCGCUGCUGCACUAUCUGCACUCUGUGGUGGAAUAUUCAAUGAAAAGUUGGGCAGAAGGAAAGUGAUUUUGUUCGCUAGUACUGUCUUUACUGCUGGAGCACUAAUGAUGGGACUUACACCAAAUAAGGAGCUGCUUCUAGCUGGAAGACUUGUUGUUGGUAUUGGUGUAGGUCUGGCUUCCAUGACGGUUCCCAUGUACAUUGCUGAAGUAGCUCCAGUCCAUGUGAGAGGAAGAUUGGUUACAAUUAAUAAUCUCUUCAUCACUGGAGGCCAGUUUGUAGCUUCAGUGAUUGACGGGGCUUUCUCUUACUGGCCAUGGGGAUGGAGGGCAAUGUUAGGUUUAGCUGGAGUUCCAUCUGCUAUUCAGUUAAUUGGUUUCAUCUUUCUUCCGGAGUCUCCUCGUUGGUUGAUUGAUCAUGGACACCUUGAAAAGGCUAAGGCUGUUCUCAUCAGGACAAGUGGUUUGGAUCAUUGGGAAGAGCAUUAUCGACAGAUAGUCCAAGACACAGAGAAUACAAAGAGGGAUUCUGCUGAUGGAGUACCCAUUGUAAGGAUUUUCAGGACACCACCUGUACUAAGAGCACUGAUUAUUGGAUGUAGUCUUCAAAUGUUCCAGCAGUUAGCCGGCAUUAAUACUAUUAUGUAUUACAGUGCAACUAUUAUCCGUAUGUCUGGUGUAAAGGAUGAUUCAACAGUCAUAUGGCUAUCAGCAGUUGUAGCUUUUGUAAACUUUAUUUUCACUCUGGCUGGUGUUUAUCUGGUUGAAAAGGUUGGAAGAAGAAUUCUCACUCUCAGUAGCUUUACAGGUGUUGCAGCAUCAGUUCUCUUUCUUGCUGUGGCUUUCCUUCUGAUUGCAGAAAGUUCUCCAGAAAUUGAUGUCCAUUCAGCUGAUAGAUGCUCUAUAUACAAUACGUGUGAUGCUUGUAUUCUCCAAGAUGAGUGUGGAUUCUGCUUCCAAUCAUUGAAUAAUACAAUCUACAAUGGGACGUGUUUAGUUGCUGAUCAACUGCAUGGAAACCAAUCCUUGGAUGGCCUUUGUUCUCAGAGUCAUCUCCUUAAACAUGAGAGUGAAUGGGCUUAUGAUUACUGCCCAUCUCCAUAUGCAUUCCUAUCAUUCCUGGGACUCAUACUUUACCUCAUUUUCUUUGCACCAGGUAUGGGUCCAAUGCCAUGGACCAUCAACUCAGAGAUCUAUCCUCAGUGGGCUAGAAGUACUGGCAAUGCAGUAGCCUCUACUGUCAAUUGGUCUUUCAACCUUCUUAUUGCAAUGACAUUCCUUAGCCUUACAGAAAUAAUUACACGACAAGGUGCGUUCUUCUUAUACUUUGGUAUAUGUGUGCUUGGCAUCAUCUUUGUCUUCCUAUUCCUGCCUGAGACAAAAGGGACACGUCUGGAAGAUAUUCAAAAACUAUUUGAGAAACCAUUCUGCUGUAGCUCAACCAAUCUACUCAAACCCAAUGUCAGUGUCUCUGAAGGAUCAGAUGCAUCCAAACCUUUACUUAACAGUGAUGCAGAAUUUAAUUAAAGAUGAUGGUCUCUGCUAGAUAUUUUUCUGGGAUUAUGGUGAAAUUCUUGUUUGCUUUUGUAAAAUCUCAUGAUAAUCACAAAUUUGUCAGUGCAUUUUUAUUUGACCUAAAAACAAUGACUAGAUAUCUAGACUGUCUUCUUUAUUUGGUAAGUAUUUUUCUUGAUUCUAUCUUAAUAGAUACAAGGAAGUUUGUAAUUGGUGAAAGAAUCAUGACUUCAUGGUUCCAUAAUAGUUAUGAUUGAGUAGAGAAAAGAUUAUACUUGACUUUGCCAUGAAUGCUAUUUGUUCACAUUUGUUGCAAUAAAUCAUAUUUACGACACUA